Messenger RNA from Lathyrus oleraceus (garden pea), 1210 nucleotides. RefSeq names its product mitogen-activated protein kinase kinase 9. Gene Ontology annotation, biological process: MAPK cascade; protein phosphorylation. Gene Ontology annotation, molecular function: ATP binding; MAP kinase kinase activity. The record is from RefSeq and is a predicted model, not a curated record. The transcript has a single exon. The coding region runs from base 96 to 1055 and encodes 319 amino acids. Lineage: Eukaryota; Viridiplantae; Streptophyta; Magnoliopsida; Fabales; Fabaceae.
ACUCACGUAAUAUAAACCCCUCACAAAUCUUCUCAACUUAGUCACUAACUCACUUUUUUUUCUCUCUUCCCCAUUUCUACUAUCAACCACCACAUAUGGCGCUCGUCCACCGCCGCCGCCAUCCCAACCUCCGUCUCCCAGAAAUCUCCGACCACCGUCCUCGUUUCUCUGUCCCCCUUCCUCCCAACAUCUACAAACAAUCAUCUUCCUCCGCCGGCUGUGACACCCUUUCUCCCGGUGACUUCGAGAAACUCGCCGUCCUCGGUCAUGGCAACGGAGGCACCGUCUACAAAGUCCGCCACAAAGUCACCUCUACCAUCUACGCUCUAAAAGUCAACCACAACGACUCUGACCCCACCACGCGCCGCCGUACACUAGCCGAGAUCAACAUCCUACGCCGUGCCACCGAUUGCCCUAACAUCGUUAAAUUCCACGGAUCCUUUGAGAAGCCCACCGGCGACAUCGCGAUUCUAAUGGAGCUUAUGGACUCCGGCAGCCUCGAAACCGCCCUCAAAACAAACGGAACGUUCUCCGAAACAAAACUCGCUACAGUGGCGCGUGAGGUUCUUAACGGGUUAUCGUAUCUCCACGCGCGUAACAUAGCGCACCGUGACAUUAAACCUUCGAACAUCCUCGUUAACAACAAAAACGAGGUUAAGAUAGCAGAUUUUGGUGUUAGCAAGUCAAUGGGUCGCACGCUUGAAGCAUGCAACUCUUACGUUGGCACGUGUGCUUAUAUGAGUCCGGAACGGUUUGACCCGGAAGCUUAUGGCGGGAAUUAUAACGGUUUUUCUGCUGAUAUAUGGAGUUUGGGUUUAACCCUUUUCGAACUUUAUGUGGGUCAUUUUCCGUUUCUGCAGUCGGGUCAACGACCCGAUUGGGCUAUGUUGAUGUGUGCGAUUUGCUUCUCCGACCCACCGAGUCUACCCGAUACCGCUUCACUGGAAUUUCAAGACUUUGUUGAGUGUUGCCUUAAGAAGGAAUCCGGUGAGCGGUGGACUGCGGCUCAGUUAUUGACCCACCCGUUUUUGUGUAAAGAAAUGGAUAGUUGUUAACUGAACUGACCCGGUUUGUUCAACCGGGUCGGGUACUGUAAUGGAUAGUGUUAGUUAUUUAGUUAUGUUAAUCUUUUUUUUGAGAAGUUGUAUAUUCUUUCAUGAUUCUAUUUAUUUAUUUAUUUUGGUUUAAGAAAAUGAUUCUUUAGACAUUA